Molecule: messenger RNA, 1737 nt
Organism: Uncinocarpus reesii 1704
Lineage: Eukaryota; Fungi; Ascomycota; Eurotiomycetes; Onygenales; Onygenaceae
Exons: 6
Coding region: 1-1737 (578 amino acids)
Cellular component (GO): membrane
Molecular function (GO): ATP binding; ATP hydrolysis activity; ABC-type transporter activity
Source: RefSeq, a predicted model, not a curated record
AUGUCGGCAGAACAAUUGAAUUCGACAAUGGACCUCGAGUCUAAUAAUAGCGAACACAGCUUUCUUAUGAACGAUACCGUCCACAGCUUCACAUGGAAGGGCGUCACAGUCAAUGUCAAAGAUCGCCAGACAAAACAAAAGAAAAGCAUUCUCUCCAAUACCUCUGGGCAUGUGAAUCAAGCAGCCUUGGGGCCGCAACCGUUGAAGGAGACAUCUUACUCGAUUUCGAAGAAGGAGCGCUUACACCGUAUUAAGAGUCUUCUCAACGCCUUUGGAAUUCAGAAUCAAGCCAAGACUCUGAUCGGAACUCCGAUCCAAAAAGGUAUCAGCGGUGGCCAGAAACGGCGUGUCAGCGUUGCCAGCCAGCUUAUCACCCGGCCAAAGAUUCUAUUCUUAGAUGAACCUACUAGCGGGUUGGAUUCCACUGCUAGUUUUGAGGUUAUGUCAUUCAUCAAAGACCUUGCCGUCAAAAAUAAGGUGCGCGGUUUCGAAUCAGUGCCCAUUGGAGCAAAGCUAAUGACCUUUCAGCUCAUCGUCAUCGCAAGCAUUCAUCAACCGUCAACCGCUACCUUUGAAACGUUUGAUAAGCUCCUUAUCCUCUCAACUGGAAAGACAUGUUACUUUGGACCAGGGACACAAAUGAAAUCAUACUUUGAUGGCAUUGGGCAUCCCAUGCCUCUCCAGACGAAUCCUGCCGAAUUCGUUCUAGAUCUAGUCAACACGGAUUUUGCGAAUGAUAACGCCGCCGCUCAGACGCGCCUCGGCCAGAUUCACGAAUCCUGGGAUAAUUCUGUGGAAUCUUCGCACGUCGACGCCGAGAUAGCUUCCCAAGUUGGCGCUUCUGAGAAAUCUGAACGUAUCUCAGCCCCCAAAACCCGGAAAUCCAAUUUUCUGAUGACUAUCCUUACAUUGCUUCAUCGGUCGUUUAUCAAGAGCUACCGCGAUAUUGUGGCGUAUGGCAUUCGGAUCGUUAUGUAUCUUGGAUUGGCCAUCAUGAUGGGAACUGUAUGGCUGCGAUUGGGAAGUCAUCAAGAAAAUAUUCAGCCCUUCAUCAAUGCUUUGUUCUUCAGCUCUGCCUUCAUGUCGUUCAUGGCAGUCGCAUACGUCCCUUCGUUCCUCGAGGACAGAUCAACAUUCAUCAAGGAGAGAGCCAACGGCCUUUAUGGCGCGACAUCCUUUGUCAUUUCGAACUUUAUCAUCGGAAUUCCAUUUUUGUUCCUUAUCACCCUGCUCUUCUCUAUCGUCGCGUACUGGCUCGUGAACUUUCGCGGUGGCGCAGAGGCAUUUUUCACUUUUGUGAUGUGGCUUUUCCUCGACCUUCUCGCCGCUGAAUCACUCGUAGUUUUGAUGUCCUCUCUAUUUCCCAAUUUCGUCAUCGCUCUCGCUCUCACCGCCUUUGCCAACGGCCUCUGGAUGAGCGUUGGCGGCUUUCUCGUCUCGCCAACUAUUCUCAAUGUGUUCUGGAAGUACGUCUUCCACUACAUUGACUACCAGGCGUACGUGUUCCAAGGGAUGAUGGUGAACGAGUUUGCCGAACGAACAUACGACUGUGGAUCGGGAUGCCACUGCAUGUUUCCCAGCGAGCUGUCGGAUCAGUGCAAGAUUGCUGGGACUGGUGUUCUCAAUGAGUAUGGUUACAAAACUGGACGGGAAGGGAAGUGGGCAGGCAUUUUGAUUGGUAUCAUCGCCGUCUAUCGCUUGUUCGGAUGGGCAUUGUUGAUGCUGAGGAAAAAGUAG